CCUGAGACCGGAAGCAGAUUCGGGGAACAUGUGUUGAGGGGAGAUCUCGUCAAACUGAUAAAAAAUCGAUUUCACGAAGCGUUUCCACCAAAACUAAGUAAAGGAAUCCGCGGGUGUUUGUCAGAGAAUCCACCCAGAGGCCGAUGUGCUCCCUCCAGCCGGCGCUCCGGAGGAGUUUCCAGACUCUGGACAGCAGCCGGCGGGUGUGGGCCGAGGUGCUGGCGGAGUGCUGGCCGCUGCUGGAGGCGCUGGGGAACCUGGCGGAGCAGAUGGCAGCGCUGGCCCGCGUCAAUAUAUCGGAAACGCCGCUGCGCAAGUUCCCGGAUCUGCAGGAGCGGCUGCAGUUCAAGCUGCUGCAGGGAACGGACACGGUGCUGGGGAGACUCAGCGAGCACAUGUGCCGCCUGCAGUCCGCCAGAGACGCCAUCAGUAACCAGCUGUCUGCAGUGCUGCAGCUGUACGAGCAGAGCGCAGACGUCUUGGAUCUGCCGGCGGUCACUGAGCGCUCGGCCACCUCGCCGUCGGUCGCCGACAUGCUGGAGUGGCUUCAGGACGCAGAGCGUCACUACAGACAGCAACUCCUGCGGAGGAAGACUCUGCUGCUCUCGCUGAGGCCGGACGACCUCGCACAGCUGGAAUCUGCCCCCCGGAGAUGGAAAAGUCUGGAGUCUCCAGAUGCAGAGCAGCGAAUUUCAGAUACGCUGUGUAAGGUGUCGUCGUUCAUGGAGUCCCAGUGAAAACCUGUGCUGAUGUGAAAACCCGGUCACACGGACGCUGGCCAGACUGGGUUUUUAUUCUGGAGGUGAACUGGUUCCUUGAGUGGAACUUUACAUCGGUCUGCAGGUGUGCAGAUGACGAGGAUGCAGGGAGGAGACGAGACGCUGUGCUUUCAGACUUGAAAUGACUUUUUAACCAGCAAACGCAAAUAGGAAGACGAGUCCAACUCAGCUUUAGUCACACUUUACUAAACUGAAUUUAUUUCACAGCUCUGAUGAACACAAACUCAGUGCUGAAGGAACACAUGAACUCACACAGUCUCU
Cololabis saira (Pacific saury) is the source of this 1040-nucleotide messenger RNA. It is a transcript of the gene airim, whose product is annotated as AFG2 interacting ribosome maturation factor. The record is from RefSeq and is a predicted model, not a curated record. Gene Ontology annotation, cellular component: cytoplasm; nucleus. Lineage: Eukaryota; Metazoa; Chordata; Actinopteri; Beloniformes; Belonidae. Bases 144 to 737 code for a protein of 197 amino acids. The transcript is spliced from 4 exons.